Molecule: messenger RNA, 984 nt
Organism: Seriola dumerili (greater amberjack)
Lineage: Eukaryota; Metazoa; Chordata; Actinopteri; Carangiformes; Carangidae
Gene: c1ql1l2
Product: C1q-related factor-like
Exons: 2
Coding region: 143-931 (262 amino acids)
Molecular function (GO): protein binding
Source: RefSeq, a predicted model, not a curated record
CUCUGGGUCCCUUUCAUCGGUGACAGGCUCCCCACACCAAACAGUCACCAUUUCCGCCCCCGGGAGACCCACGCUGGCAGCGCAGCCCCUUCCCCGACUCAGCAUCGGGAGGAAGACCCUGGUGGCGGCUGCCGUUGGGGUUAUGCUGGUCCUGGUGCUGGUGGUCCUCAUCCCUGUGCUCGUCAGCUCCGUGGGUACAGAUGCCAGCCACUAUGAGAUGCUGGGCACCUGUCGUAUGGUGUGCGACCCCUACUUGAACAAGGGCACUCCGGCCAGCAGCACCAGCUCCACCGGUCUCCAGGCUGAGGCUGAGGCGUUGAGCGACCACAGCAACGUGCUUCCACCCUCCACCUUGCUGCAAGGCCCACAGGGGAAGCCUGGCAAGCAAGGCAAGCCCGGACCACGUGGACCGCCGGGAGAACCGGGGCCACCAGGACCAGCUGGGCCUCCUGGUGAAAGAGGGGAUCAAGGAAGGACUGGGAUUUUGGGUCUGGGCGAAAAUGGAGCUAUCAGCACAGCCACCUACAGCACGGUGCCUCGGGUGGCCUUCUAUGCAGGGCUUAAGAACCCCCACGAAGGCUAUGAGAUCCUCAAGUUUGACGACGUGGUCACCAACUUGGGCAACAACUACGAUGGUAUUUCGGGCAAGUUCAUCUGCAGCAUACCGGGCACAUACUUCUUCAUCUACCAUGUGCUGAUGAGAGGAGGGGAUGGCACCAGCAUGUGGGCAGACCUCUGCAAGAAUGGCCAGGUUCGUGCCAGCGCCAUCGCCCAAGACGCUGACCAGAACUACGACUACGCCUCCAACAGCGUCAUCCUCCAUCUGGACGCAGGAGACGAGGUCUUCAUCAAACUCGACGGAGGCAAAGCCCACGGAGGCAACAACAACAAGUACAGCACCUUCUCUGGCUUCAUCCUCUACGCAGACUGAGAGCACACACAGACACAGAGAAGGUCAGACAGGAAGAGAUUGAGAGAGAGAGU